This is a messenger RNA of Brachypodium distachyon (stiff brome), 1694 nucleotides long. RefSeq lists its product as uncharacterized. NCBI's taxonomy places the organism in Eukaryota, Viridiplantae, Streptophyta, Magnoliopsida, Poales, Poaceae. The transcript is spliced from 2 exons. The record is from RefSeq and is a predicted model, not a curated record. The coding region runs from base 319 to 1266 and encodes 315 amino acids.
CGCCCAUCACCCUCUUGUUCCCUUCUCCUUUCCCUUGCCUUGUAUUCCUCCUCCCCUACCUUAGCGUCUCCUUGCCGCGACCCGCAGAAUCCUCCCAGGCGGCCUCGGCGCCGCCGCCGCCGCCGCCGCUGCAGCCGAGGAUUUUCUGGCGGCUACGGGCGAGGCUGCUGGUAUCCCUGGCUAGCCGCGGCACGAAUUUGAAGUCGGAUAUAAGAAAUCAACCUUGCAUCUGUGUUCUCUGUAGCACUUUACUUUGGAUUGCAGAGAUUUUUCAAACCAACCAACAACACCCUUGCAUCUGACUGACUUGAGGUAACUAUGCCAAAGGACAGGAGCUCCCGUUCAGUCUCUCAUGAGCGAUGCCGGUCUCGUGUUUCGCCAUACAAGUUGCGGAGUGGUUCUCGCCAGUCAGAGGAGUCUGCCGCAGCAGUAAAGCAGGCUGCAGAAUGGGAGGAGGUUCGCUGCCCAGUAUGCAUGGAUCACCCUCACAAUGCUGUUAUGCUUGUCUGCUCAUCUCACGAGAAGGGCUGCCGUCCUUUCAUGUGCGACACAAGCUACCGGCACUCCAAUUGCCUUGAUCAGUACCGCAAGGCCUCCAAGGAGUCCUCUAAGGAUUCGGCAGGGACAGCAGAAUGCAUCGAGUGCCAGCAGCCAGUGAAAUUGGCAUGUCCAUUAUGUCGUGGGCCAGUUAGCCAUUGGACCAAGGACUAUGAUGCACGAAAGUUCAUGAACUCUAAGGAUCGAGCAUGCACCAUGGAGUCAUGUGAGUUCAAGGGUUCGUACAACCAGCUGAGGAAGCACGCCAGGGAGGAUCAUCCUGCUAUACGACCAAUGGAGGUGGACCCUGAUCGGCAGCGAGACUGGCAUAGGAUGGAGCAGCAGCGUGAUCUCGGUGACUUGUUCAGCAUGCUGCGUUCAGGGUUCAGUGGCAGGGAAGAUGGAGCCGGAAUUGUCGAAGCUGAAGAGGGUGCCAUUGAGAGAUCCUUGCACGGCCCGUCUAUCACAAUGGUCUUCAUUGUGCGGUCAGGCAGAUCCUUCCUACACUACACAGAUGGGGAAGUCCCAGGGCGUCGAUCAAGAACAAUACUUGUGCUGGGGGAGCCUAUUCGUGGUGAAUCCUCUCGAACAAGAGGGGCAAACAGUAAUGGUGAUGCUGAGGCCACUACUACCGACAACGAGGAAGCAGAUGACUUGGGGCUGUCCAUGGAGGCAUCUGCUGGUUCUCAGCAAGAUGUGGGAGAAGUUGACGGUGACACUGCACAAUGAUCCAGCUUAAGGUGGUCCCAUGGUGCUCAUGAGAACUCAGGAGCCUAACCUGGAAGCUGUCUAUCAGAUCCAGGGUUCGUCGGGGUGUCGAGGAUCACCUUUGUUUGCAAAGAAAUAUUUGUACCAGCUUGUCUCAGGCGUAGUCAGGACAUUCUGCCUACGUGCAAGAACAAAUCACUGGGGGAAUUAGCAGCGUGGUUGAGUUUAGUAGUGUGGCUUUCAAUACAUCAGCUGGAAUCUGUCGGCAAAUAGAAACAUCAAAGUUGGCGUUGUCUUAUUAAUCAUGUCCUACACCGGUGAACUUCCGCUGCAUUGUAAUUCUCUUGCCGAACAGAUUCUUUCCUGCUGAAUUUGGUUCGUUGCGUUGUAAUUCCAUCUGGAAUAGAUUCUUCUGCAUCAGAAAAUUUGAUCAUAUCACAGUUCAAGAU